This is a messenger RNA of Ornithodoros turicata, 1161 nucleotides long. RefSeq lists its product as uncharacterized. NCBI's taxonomy places the organism in Eukaryota, Metazoa, Arthropoda, Arachnida, Ixodida, Argasidae. The coding region runs from base 1 to 1161 and encodes 386 amino acids. The transcript has 3 exons. The record is from RefSeq and is a predicted model, not a curated record.
AUGUACAUCAAAGCUGUUCAGAAAGAUAUCAUUACCGCAUACAACGCGUCUUCUAGCCGCAGUCCCAAGUCAAAUUUGACCCCAGUAGAACAACAGGGUCCUCCUGAACUCAAGCAUUGUAAGGAAAUUGUUAUCAAAAGAGCAGAUAAGGGUGGCGCAAUUGUUGUAAUGAAUAGGCAAGGUUAUAUUAACGAGGGUCUGCGACAAUUGAGUUGCACUUCAUUUUAUGAAAAUCUGGACGCCGACCCCACGGAACGAAUUGUUGCGAGCAUCACGAAAGAACUAAAAGCCCUAAAAAGUAAGAAAGAGAUCGACGCGACGCUCUACGAAUACCUUCUUCCCCGAAAUUCCACACCUGGCAGGUUCUACAUGCUGCCAAAGAUUCAUAAAGGAAACCCUGGCAGGCCAAUUGUGUCUUGCAAUGGUACAGCCACAGAAAAGAUAUCCAGCUUUGUAGAUCACGUCCUCAAGGACAUACCCCCACAACUACCGUCCUACAUCAAGGACACUAACCAUUUCCUUCAAAUACUAAAUCAGUGCCAGCCCCCCACAUCAAGUUUCCUAGUUACAUUAGAUGUCUCGUCCCUCUACUCUAAUAUUCCCCACGAAGACGGCAUUAUUGCAGUUGAGACAGCUUUUUCUAGAUACGCCGGACAGAGUCCUAUCGACCCACUUGCCCUGUCCAAGCUAGUAAACCUAAUCCUUAAAAACAAUAACUUCGAAUUUGACAGUCAGCACUACCUCCAAAUCAGCGGCACGGCUAUGGGCACUAAAAUGGCGCCUCCUUAUGCAAAUAUAUUCAUGGGAACUUUGGAAGAAAAAUUUCUGGAAGGACGUGAGCGAAAGCCGGCACUUUACAAACGCUACCUGGAUGAUAUAUUUAUGAUCUGGCCACAUUCAGAAAGGGACCUCAUAGAAUUCAUAAAUGAUCUCAACCAAUUUCAUCCCACUAUUAAGUUCACCCACACGUAUUCAACUGCAACUGUUAACUUCCUAGAUGUUCAGGAAAGUGGGACACUUUCGUCCAUGACCAAGCAAAAACCUCAGGGCAAGAAAAAAAUGCGCAAGAACAACUACGCAAAGAACAAGUUUGUCAAGGGGUCUCUCUCCCUAGUCUCUUGCUACACCAGUGUGGUGAUACCUGAAGCUUUGGACAUUUAG